Messenger RNA from Trichomycterus rosablanca, 3468 nucleotides. RefSeq names its product PPFIA binding protein 2b (gene ppfibp2b). Gene Ontology annotation, biological process: neuromuscular junction development. Gene Ontology annotation, molecular function: protein binding. The record is from RefSeq and is a predicted model, not a curated record. The transcript is spliced from 28 exons. Bases 128 to 3085 code for a protein of 985 amino acids. Lineage: Eukaryota; Metazoa; Chordata; Actinopteri; Siluriformes; Trichomycteridae. Gene Ontology annotation, cellular component: presynaptic active zone.
GGGAAGAGCAACAAUAACAGCAGCAACUCCACAGAGUCCAAGUGUUUCUGCAGUACAGGUGUGAAAGUGGAGCUCUGAUCCUGCAGUCUGCAGCCAGUCAGCUCAUCCUACGCAGUAGGUACUGAGUAUGGCGUCGAAUGCUAGUCACAUGUUGGAGGCCGCUUUGGAGCAGAUGGAUGACAUUAUCGCAGGAUCUAAGGCGAUGGUGGAGUACAGUAAUGGUGUAAAUGAUCUGGGUUCUCCAGUCAGUGUGAGUGCGCUGCAGGUGUUACAGUUAGCUGAGGAGCUACGUUUAGCUCUGGAGCUUCAGGAUGGUCAUGAAGGUCCGGAGUCUCUGCGCUCACAGCUGUCCUGUUCAACAGCUCAGUCCCUGCUGCAGUGGCUCGAGAAAGGAACGGUUAACCAACAGUCAUCUCCAAACAAUGAGACGUAUCAAGAGCGCUUGGAAAGAUUAGAGGGGGAUAAAGAGUCUUUGGUUCUGCAGGUGAGUGUACUGACAGAGCAGGUGGAGGCUCAGGGAGAGAAGAUCAGAGAUCUGGAGGCUUCACUGGAGGAGCACCAUCAUAAACUCAUCUCCACUGAGGAAAUGCUCCAACAGGAGCUGCUGAAUCGUACUUCACUGGAAACACAGAAGCUGAACCUGACUGAUGAGGUUUCCUAUCUGAAGCUUAAGCUGGUCAGUAUGGAUGAGGAUCAUGGGCACACGGACGCAGAUGACAAACAGCACAAAGCCGAGUGUGUGGUUAAUGUGAUCAGCGAGCUUCAGGCACAGAUGCGCAAGUUCCAGCAGGAGAUCACGACACGUAUCCAGAACCAACGGGCUCUCGAGGGCCAAGCGGAGAGCGCGGCUCAUGUCGCAUACAAUGGACAAGAUGCCACAGAUCACGGCCUGGAUUCGGGCAUGUGGUCACCGAACGGCGAGGACUGCAGCAGCAGCUUUAGAUCUGGAGGAGACAACCAGGCUUUGCUACAUGAGCUGCAGUCGUUGAAGGCCAAGGUGGACAAACUGGAGACAGAAAAAUGUCAGUAUGAGAGAAAGCUGAAGGCUACAAAGGGGGAACUCUCUGAGCUUCAGCAGGUCCUUUCUUCCAAAGAUGCUGAGAUUGAGAGCCUCCAGAAUCAGCUCCUAUCCAUAGGAAAUGCUAAUGGCGACAGCGUGGACAGAGAGGAGUUGUACAGGAGGAAGUUAACAGAUAAAUAUCUGGAGUUACAGAGGCUUCGAAUUGGGAUGGAGACACUUUUAGCUGCCAAUGAUGAAAAGGAUCAUCAUAUAAAGGAGCUUACAGCUCUGCUGGGUCAGUACAGAAAAGGAAAGGACAUGAUGAUCUCUCAAGAUCGUUUGCUGUAUGGCAGCAGUGAGGAGGAUCUAAGUGGAUCUUUGAAAGGACAAGUUCUUCCUAAAAAAGCUUAUUCUGAUAUUGUCCGGUCUGACGUACAGGUGUCAUCAGCAUCACGAGGAACACCUCAACUCUUACUGUCUCCGAUGUAUCUGCAAAAUAACCUGGAUUCUAAGUUGGUGCCAAGAAUGCUGUCGUCCAGUCUGGAGGAGUUACAGAGCGGCCAUAAACAGAGGCAUGUAAUGGAGCAGCCAAUUGCACCUGUUCUAGAGAAUCGGCUCAUAUCAGACAGCAGUAAGUAUCGGACACUUCCAGGGAAGUUUUCUCGUCCGGUAAUGAACGGGGAGAGAGAUUCGUCUCCGCUACAUCUAUCACCUGACGAGAGUGAAGAGAGCGAGAUCAGUCUGACAAAGUCAGAGAAGACAGACGAGUCCACACUGUCGGACCUGUCGCCGCUGUCUUCAGGCAUGGACUCGGGCCAGCAGUCUCCUAUUUCUCCUGAGAAUAAGAAGAACCAGAGAGGCAUCCGGAAACUGUGGGGAAAGAUCAGAAGGACUCAGUCGGGGAGUCUCCCAGCAGACUGUGUGGAUGACUUCAGAAGGGGAGGAGUCCGUGCCACGACGGGACCCCGGCUAGCAUGUGUCAGCAACAGAUUCUCAGGACGAGAGAUGAACACUCCCUUCUCAAAAUGGUCAUGUGAUCAGGUGUGUGCAUGGUUGGAGGAUAAUGGGUUGGAACAGUAUGUCCUCAAUGCCCGGCAGUGGGUGAACAGUGGGCAAACUCUCCUCUCAGCCUCUAUACAUGACUUCGAAAAGGAGUUGGGGAUGAAGCACCCACUGCACAGGAAGAAGCUACAACUUGCCCUGCACUCGUUCACCACCAGACAACAUGAGAAAUCUGCAGAGCUCGACCACAUCUGGGUUACACGAUGGUUGGAUGAUAUUGGGUUACCGCAGUAUAAAGACCAGUUCCAUGAAGGUCGUGUGGAUGGGAGGAUGCUGCAGUACCUCACUGUGAAUGAUCUUCUGCUUUUGAAAGUGAGCAGCCAGCUGCACCAUCUGAGCAUUAAAUGUGCCGUUCAUGUGCUUUAUGUGAAUAAGUUUAAUCCUAACUGUCUAAAACGAAGACCAGGGGACGAGUCGCAGGCACCAUCAUCGCCCUCUGAGGUGGUUCAGUGGUCCAACCAUCGUGUGAUGGAGUGGAUGCGCUCAGUGGAUCUGGCUGAAUACGCACCAAACCUGAGGGGCAGCGGCGUGCACGGGGGUCUAAUUAUCCUGGAGCCACGCUUUAACUCUGACACGUUAGCGAUGAUGCUCAACAUUCCUCCUCAGAAGUCCCUGCUGAGGAGACACCUCAACACCAAUUUUAAUUCUCUGGUGGGAAAUCAAGCCCAACGAGAAAAACGAGAACACAUGGAGUCGCCGAACUACACACCACUCUCCACCACAGCUAAAGUCCGGCCAAAGAAAAUAGGUUUCAGCCAGCUCAGAAAGAAGCGCCCAGACGACCCCGAUGACUACAUCUGCCCUCCAGGGUCUUCUCAGGCUCUGUCUCUGCAUGGGAAUAAACAGCAGGUCAACGCUGCGAUCGAGGCGUGGGGCACUGAGAGGAGGGACCAGAUGCUAAUAACUAAAGGAGCAGUGACACAGAUUGAGGCCUUAUCAGAAAGAAUUAACCAUCUGACACAUUUACUCAGCCGGGAAACCCUUCUGAGGGGAAUGAGACGCAGCCAGACAGCCAUGGUGUGACCAAACACUGCCUCGCUAACACCACAAUUACCUCUCCAACCUUGCACAGUGACAUAUCAGAUCUCCAGCACCUCCAUGACCCCUGCCUGAUCCAGUCCACGCCUCAUCCCUCUGUCUAACACACCACGUCCCCCAGUGGAGGCUUCCAGUAACAGCACUUACAAAAAACCAGACUGAGCUUUGCUUGUAAAAUCUGACAAUCAGAGACGUUUUAUGAUCAAACUUCUGAAUUUGAACUCACUGCGCUUAAAUUCAGCCACAUUUCUUAAUAUGAUUAGAACACAGUGAAAUAAGAUUAUAUUGUUAGUAUUUUUCUAAGCGUAUGGCACGUGUGUUAGGAAUGUUUAGGAUGUAUGAUAGACACUGUGCAUCAAAACUUUAGA